UGAGGUCGCGUCAGUCGAAGGGAGGCGUCGCAAGGUAACGUGAAUGCCGUGCUGCCGAAUGCAUGCCAGUAUCGUGUUUACCUCUUGUGCUAGAUUCGAACUGAACGAAGUGACAGACGUCGUUCUUAGUGCUUGAUUUAGUACGGUCGCGUGUGAUUGUGUUCGCGACGAGAGCAGAAAGUGAAGCAGUAGUUUGCCAAAUCUGGCCUGGGGCCAAGGUGAAAGCACUUGCGUGCAGUGACAAACAAUUGCUGCGUUAUUCCCACUGUUUUGGCUACAACGUCGCCUGUGUCACAGACAGUGAAGGUAACGCGGAUUUUACCUCUCUGGCUUAAAGUACGCAGCACAGCACGGACCCACCCAUGAUGACUAAUAUCGACGAGGCGGUUGUAAAGUCUAAGCGACCUGCAGACAGCGCCUUCAAACAGCAACGGUUGGCAGCAUGGCAGCCGAUAUUGACAGCCGGCACAGUGCUACCAACGUUCUUUGUCAUCGGCAUCGCCUUCAUCCCUGUCGGUAUAGGUCUGCUGCACUUUUCGUACGAAGUAAAGGAAUUCACACUCGAUUACACCGAGUGUAAGGAGUACCUGCCGGAUAAGCGAGUUCACGGCUCAGAAAGAUGCUCCGACGUCAUCGACAAGAACCGGACGUGCAUCUGUCAAGAGGACUUCACACUUACCGAAGAAUUCGCCGGCAAGGUGUACAUGUACUAUGGGCUGUCCAAUUUCUACCAGAACCACCGGCGGUACGUAAAGUCGCGUGACGACAACCAGCUGUUGGGCCAACUCGAUCAGCCUCCCUCGAAGGAUUGCAGCCCGUACGACUACACGAACGACACUACCAACAAAAUGCCUAUAGCCCCCUGCGGUGCUAUCGCCAACUCACUCUUCAGUGACAAACUGACGAUUCUUUCACACCGGAUGGACAAUCAGGAAGUCCCAAUGCUGCGCAAGGGAAUCGCCUGGCCGUCUGACAAGCAAAUCAAAUUUCGCAACCCACCUGCACCCAACGGCAACUUGUCUGCAGCCUUCCAGGGUUACGCCAAACCCCUCCGCUGGGCUAAACCUGUCUACGAGCUCGAUCCAGACGACCCGGAGAACAACGGUUUCCAGAAUGAGGACCUCAUUGUGUGGAUGAGAACUGCAGCCUUGCCCGAGUUCAGGAAGCUCUACCGCCUCGUCAACCAUAAUGCUACCGGCUACGUCGAUGGACUACCUCGUGGUAACUACACUCUAAGAAUUCAAUACAACUACCAAGUAAACGCCUUUAAUGGCACGAAAUACAUGAUAUUAUCAACUACGUCGCUACUAGGUGGGAAAAAUCCGUUUCUUGGCAUUGCCUACAUAGUCGUAGGAUCCGUCUGUCUUUUCCUGGGCAUAGUGUUCCUGUUCAUCCAUGUAAAAUGUGGGAAGAGCACCUCGGAGAUGAUAAACGUAAAUCCCAGGACUCCGUAUCAGUAGAUGUAAUACGGAGAGCAACAUAAUUUUCUGUAAAACAGAAGAUCUCAUUGAUGUUUCUGUGUGUGCGAGUUUUUUUCCUACGCGGUGGUGCUAGCAAAGCUUUAGCAGUUGCAGGAGGCCUUUCAGUUUUUAGUAACUCGCUUACAGUGCUCUGUUUGUGUACAAAAGCAGCAGCCUCUGAACGAAAUUUGAUUUCAUGUAAUUAGGUGCAAAGUCCAUUUAUUUGCUAGAGUGUUUAAAUAAUGUUGAAUUUUAAUAAUUCAUCGCUACCUCGCCCGCAUCUAAUAUAUGUUGUUCGUGUUAUGCACAGCAUUCUGUGAUAGACAUAUGCAAGAUUGAGAGCUUUUAUUUCUCAACCAAAGUAUUUAAUUUUACUACAGAAGUAUUACGUAUUAUAUGGUUUGUAUAUAUGAGAGACUGCUCUGUGCAGCAAUGUUGCAUUUUGUAAGUGAAAUUUAAUGUUUCUAAAUUCUGAUAGUGUAUUUUUGUUUUAUAUAUUUGUGAAUAUACUUGUUGAAAAGAUAAAACAAUGCCACAAGCCAUGUGUUAUAUCUCUUGGUUCUUUUACAUUUUUCCUUUAUGGGAAAAACUUUAUUACUUCUACAGGUCAGUGAGACUACUGUGCUAAAAUUGCAAAAUAAUUAUGAUAUUUGCAAUAAGUUACAAAAACUGAGUCAUACUCACUAAGCCUACAUAAGAUAUUCCCACUACAUAGGAUUUACAUCAACUGACUGAAUGAACUCAAGAUACCAAUAAUUGAAUACUAUCUGUCAAUUGUUGCAAUUAAACUUAAAUUUUUUACAUCCAUCUUAUGAUCUUAUUUGUAAGAGCAAGGCAAUGUAUGACUACCUUAAUAUUUUCCCCAUAAUUUACACAAUUCUUUAUAUGGUGGACCACAUGCAUCAGAUCUGAACUAGUUCUGGUUUACUGGUAUUUUACAGUAAAACCUGAAUUGUGUAUGUUUCAUAUAUGCAUAUUCUUGUUGUGACAGAUGUUUUAAUUAUUGUUUAUUUGCUGAAUACCAAGGCAGAGUGUGUGUGCGAAGAUUGUAAUGGCAAAUGUGUUAGGAACUAUUGAAUUAGAGACUUAUAUUUCUGUGCUGUCUGUCCACACCUACAUCCAUACUCUGCAAACCACUGUGAAUUGUAUGGCAGUGUGCUCUCUUGUCAUCAGUUUUAGAAGAAAAUACAGUACCUUCUGUUUAUUGCAUGUUAUCUGCAAUGUUAUGAAUUAAUGAAUACAGAAUAAUGCAGAUGAAGUCAAAUAUUAAAACAAGGGUUUCCAAUUACUAACAUUCAGGGAACACACUUUGUUUCUUACAGUAGUGUCCACACUCAUUGUACCCACUGGAUAGUUUACCAGUAACUGUUUUCUAAAGUGACUUGUUUCAUACUUAAGAUUUCAAAAUUUUAAUUGUAGAGGUGGAAAGCUGUUCUGUUGAAAAGGUGUUGUUUUCUUUUAAGUGAGCCUUAUUGUACUGGUAAAUAACAAAGCAAAGUAAAAAACACACACACACACACACACACACACACACAGGUAUUCAGAUGACAGAAAUAUGAAUGUUAAGAUGGCAUGGAAUUUCACUGCAUUAAUGAAUCACAUGAGUCCCUUUCUAACUAUUAUAAACUCAGUGCUAAUACUGUCUUUACAAAUAUGUGUAUUAUUUUGGUAUCCAGCGAUGUGUGCAGUACAUCAGUACACUUUUGGUAAUAGUAACACGCCUUUAUUAGGCCUAAUGAAUUUUGCUUCCAUUUUUACUGUAGUUAAACUUGAAAUAAGUAACCAUUGUACACAUGUGAUAUAAUUCAGAUAUUAUCAUUUAAAUUACUAAAAGAGCUGUUCAUCACAGAGUCAAGAACCUCUGAGGUAGGUGACACAGCUGUUUUCCGUGA
Molecule: messenger RNA, 3352 nt
Organism: Schistocerca americana (American grasshopper)
Lineage: Eukaryota; Metazoa; Arthropoda; Insecta; Orthoptera; Acrididae
Gene: CDC50
Product: cell cycle control protein 50A
Exons: 1
Coding region: 363-1460 (365 amino acids)
Cellular component (GO): Golgi apparatus; plasma membrane; endoplasmic reticulum
Source: RefSeq, a predicted model, not a curated record